Molecule: messenger RNA, 1058 nt
Organism: Durotheca rogersii
Lineage: Eukaryota; Fungi; Ascomycota; Sordariomycetes; Xylariales; Xylariaceae
Product: 1-acyl-sn-glycerol-3-phosphate acyltransferase
Exons: 2
Coding region: 1-909 (302 amino acids)
Cellular component (GO): endomembrane system
Molecular function (GO): 1-acylglycerol-3-phosphate O-acyltransferase activity
Source: RefSeq, a predicted model, not a curated record
AUGGGACUGUUGGGGUUUCUUCCCGCCAAUCUAAGGGGGGUCGUGUUGGUAGCCCCCUGGAUUCUUUAUCUGGCGGUGUCCGAUGUGGCGCUAUCCCUCCUCCUACCCGUCAAGACGUUCGCCCCCGACUUCGUCUAUCGCGCAUCUUCACUCAUCGCAUCCUCCGUCUGGAAGUGGAUCCAAUAUAUCUUUGAGGGUUGCAAUGGCGCCCACAUCACCUUCUCAGGAGAGCGCCUACCGAUGAGGGAGUCGGCUGUUGUCGUCUCGAAUCACGUUACCUGGGCUGAUUUUUACAUGAUCCAAGCCCUGGCCCUACGGUCGGACAUGCUUGGACAGUGCCGAUGGUUCGCGAAGAUCCAGCUCCGCAUGGUUCCCUUCCUCGGCUGGGGUCUGUGGGCGAUGGGCAUGCCAAUGGUGACCAGGAACUGGAUGCGUGACCAACGGGAGCUACAACGCGUCUUCGGCGGCAUCGUGCGCAGGAAGUGGCCGACGUGGCUGAUCAGUUUCAGCGAAGCUACACGAUUCACACCCCAGAAGUAUGAAGAGUCCAAGAUCUGGUGUAGUCAGAAUGGCCGCCCGCAGCCUUUGCAUCUGCUAUACCCCCGUACCAAGGGGUUCGUCGCUACCGUACAACAUCUAAGAAAGGCACCUCACGUGAAGGCAGUUUACGACAUUACCAUCGCUUACCAACAGAAGGGUAGGUUUCACGUGGCACCGAGCAUGUGGGAAACCUUGAAGCUGUCGGAUCUCAGUGGCUCGGAGGGGUAUAGAUUCUACAUUCAUGUGCGACGCUUUCCUCUUGAGGAACUGCCCCACCUGGACGAAGAACUCGCAGCGUGGCUGGAACAGCGAUGGAUCGAGAAGGGGGAAUGGUUGGAUGAGGUGAAGGCCGCGUGUGCUGUGAGGUAGUCGGCAUACUGUCUUGGGUUGUCGCACGAGGUUGACGGAUGGUGAUCUAUGACGUCUAAUAGGGGUUAAACAAAAGUGGGAUGCUGAUUCCGUGUACCUAUAAUACCUGCCUACAAGCCUAUGCCUCGCGAGAACUCGGUGACCCGGGG